CCGCCGCCGGCGGUACUGCCGCCGCUGCUGCUCGGAGGCCGGAGGCGCCCGCCGGGCGUGCCCACCCCCAGCAGAAUUCUUUGCUUAAGAGGAGGCAGAUUUUCACCUACUGAAUAAGAAUCUGGACUCGCAUUGAUGCUUCUCAGUGUUGUCUUGUGUGCUCUCCUGUGCCGGAGUGAAUUUUAUCCCCGGACUGCCUGGUGACAGAACAUCGCAGUCCUACCGGUUUGGAAGCAAAAUAUGGAAUGUGUUUCACUGCUGACCGAAGGCAGCCAAAUGAACAGUAUUUAUAGUAGUUCGAAAAUCAGCAGUUAGCAGUUUCUUCACAUUCUAACACUACCCAGCACUUUCCAGAGAGAACUCAUUGUUUACAAGAAAUCUGCUUUCCAAAUCCGUUGCGGUGCCCUCCAGCCUUGACUAUUAACUAUUUGCAAAGGGGAAGCUGAUCUACAGUUUGGGGAAAGAUGGCACUGGAUGAGUACCUGUGGAUGGUCAUUGUGGGUUUUAUCAUUGCUUUCAUUUUAGCUUUUUCGGUUGGUGCGAAUGAUGUUGCAAAUUCUUUCGGAACGGCUGUGGGCUCUGGUGUUGUUACUUUACGCCAGGCUUGCAUUUUGGCUUCAGUUUUUGAAACCACUGGCUCAGUACUACUGGGAGCAAAAGUAGGAGAAACAAUUCGGAAAGGUAUCAUUGAUGUUAACCUGUACAACAACACUGUCCCACUGCUGAUGGCAGGAGAAGUGAGUGCAAUGGUUGGUUCUGCUGUUUGGCAGCUAAUUGCAUCGUUCUUGAAACUCCCAAUAUCAGGGACCCAUUGCAUUGUAGGUGCUACGAUUGGAUUUUCUCUGGUGGCAAUUGGCACGCAGGGUGUCCAGUGGAUGCAGCUUGUUAAGAUUGUUGCCUCUUGGUUUAUUUCCCCACUGUUAUCUGGCUUGAUGUCUGGAAUCCUCUUUGUGCUGAUCAGAUUCUUCAUUUUAAACAAGGAAGACCCUGUGCCCAAUGGUCUCCGCGCACUCCCGAUGUUCUAUGCUGCUACCAUAGCUAUUAACGUGUUUUCCAUCAUGUACACUGGGGCACCAGUACUGGGACUGAUACUGCCAAUGUGGGCCAUUGCUCUAAUAUCAGUUGGUGUGUCCUUAGUAUUUGCUGUCUUAGUCUGGAUUUUUGUGUGUCCCUGGAUGAAGAGAAAAAUAGAAAGCCGGUUAAAGAAAGAUGCUGCACUGUCAAGGAUAUCAGAUGAAAGUCUUGAUAAAAUUCAGGAUGAAGAAACACCAGUCUUUAAAGAGCUUCCUGGUGCCAAAGCAUCUGAUGAGAGCACGAUUCCCCUUACUGGCUCAGUUACAGAAGCUGCUGGGGCAUCAGAUAAUAUUGCAAAUGGAAACCAUCCACGUGUACCAUAUGGAAGGGCAUUUUCAGUGACGCACACCUCGGUGAAAUCACCUGUUUCCAAUGGCACCUUCAGCUUCGAUGGCCACGUGAGGAGCGAUGGCCACGUUUAUCACACUGUGCACAAGGACUCAGGUUUAUACAAAGACUUGCUCCACAAAAUACACCUGGACAGGGCCAAUGAUGAGAGGCCCACUGCGGAAAACAACUACAAACUCUUACGGCGCAACAACAGCUACACUUGUUACACUGCUGCUAUUUGUGGCAUGCCUGUGCAUUCCUCCUUUAAGGCAGCGGACACAUCUACUCCAGAAGACAGUGAGAAGUUGGUGGGGGACACUGUUUCCUACUCCAAGAAGCGAGUCCGCUACGACAGCUACUCCAGCUAUUGCAACGCCGUGGCUGAGGCAGAGAUUGAGGCGGAGGAAGGUGGGGUGGAAAUGAAGUUGGCCUCUGAACUCGCAGAUUCUAACCGGCCCCCUGUUGAUCCUGUGGAAGAGGAUAAGGAGGAGAAAGACACCUCUCAGGUCCAUCUACUUUUCCACUUCCUCCAGAUCUUAACAGCCUGCUUUGGAUCCUUUGCCCAUGGAGGCAAUGAUGUCAGCAAUGCCAUCGGUCCCCUCGUUGCGCUCUGGCUUAUCUACGAGCAAGGUGCCGUAAUGCAGGAAGCAUCGACUCCCAUCUGGCUGCUGUUCUAUGGAGGUGUUGGGAUCUGUGUGGGUCUCUGGGUCUGGGGAAGAAGAGUUAUCCAGACUAUGGGUAAAGACCUCACUCCAAUCACACCAUCAAGUGGAUUUUGCAUUGAAGUAAUGUGUGCGCUAACGGUACUUGUAGCCUCAAAUGUGGGUAUUCCAAUAAGCUCCACCCAUUGCAAGGUUGGCUCCGUGGUGGCCGUCGGCUGGAUCCGCUCCAAGAAAGCCGUCGACUGGCGCCUCUUCCGCAACAUCUUCCUGGCGUGGUUUGUGACUGUGCCGGUGGCCGGCUUGUUCAGCGCCGGCGUGAUGGCACUGCUGAUGUACGGGAUCCUGCCUUACAUCUGAGGAGCUUCCUCUGCUGGGAAAAGGGGAAAUGGCCAAGCUACUACCGAUGGGAGAAGUGUUCCCGUGAAAGAAGCAGUCAGAGAGGAUCCAUCUUCCAUACCUAACUUCUUAUCUACUGUACAUAACAAUGUGUCAUAUUGGUGACAUGGUGAUGUGGUGCCAUUUCUUAUAUAUUAAAGAAAUAUAUAUGCAUAUAGUAGGUAACAAUACCUAAGUUAUAUCAUCAGUGGGGUGAAAAUAAUUGCCUAGAACUUAAUAUUUAGUAAAAUUUGUACAUAGUGUAUCAUUUUGGUGGCUAUUUUUUAAUCUUUUGAAGAAGAGUAUGGAUUAGGAAAUGUUUCUUGUCCAUUUGAUAUAAGAAGAAGCGAGGUACAGGACUGCAUAAUACAUGAAUUUUUUAAAGCUAUUAAGAUACUGGAACAAAAUAAAAUGUGCAGAAGUGCUUUUCAUAAAAUAACUUUGUUCAUAUCAUAUUGAUUUUCGUGUAUCAUAGCGUGAUGGUUAUGGCUGUGUAAAUACUUAUGAACAAUAACCUUUAAAUGGUGCAUUUCCUUUAUAUAUUUUGGAUAAGAAAGUUUAGGAAGUACCAAAGAAGCAGGGGAAUAGCUUGCCGAUACUAUGUUGUUGUCUCCACGUGUGUUGUGUUUCCCCACCUCUGAUUCAGCGUUGUUUUCACCAAGCUCCAGCCAGUGAGGCUGGGAUAGUACUGUUCAUGUCUUAAUGUAACUUUAAAACAAAAAGCGCACACAAAAAAUUAGUUCUCGUGACUUAGUCGGCAGCCCAUGGCUCUCCACAUUAGCUGAUAGCAAACUGACUUCAUUUUGUGGGUUGAUACUUGGGUAUCUCACUGCUCACCUUCUCCCUUUCCCCUUCAAGUCUCAGCUCCCGGCUGCUCUCGAUUCCUGCGGGAGGACAGACCGUCAGCCUCCCCUCCCUGUCUCCCUCCAGACACGAGCACACACUCUCAGGGGCAGCAGCCCUGGGGCACCCCCGCGUACAGGAGCGAAGGGCAGCAGCGGGCGGGAAAGGGCUUGGCCCCGGAUUUGUGCUUGGAGGAAUUGGGCGCCCACGGGAGUGCUGAUCCACGCAGGGGAGGAUGUGAGCAGGUGCUGCCUCCCCCUUGGCAAGUCCCAUCCCAGCCACAGCCAGCCAGCCUCCUGCUGUGCUGCCUGCAGCAAGGAGGGGACGGGAGCCCGGCCCUGUGUGGAUGGAGGUUGAAUGGUAACCAGCGUUUGGGAUGAGAUUUUGUUCACGGCAGCUCAGGGGAAAAAUGGCCAGCCACAUCCCCUGCAUGCCUCUGGAAAGCACAUUUGAGUGGAGGUUACUGAUUUGUGGGUGGGAAGCAAAGGGCAAGGGGUGCCCAGAGGAGGUUGGGAAUCUGUCACUGUUUAAAUGCUGCUAAAAUUUUGAUAAAAUGUUCUUGGUACUCCAUU
Molecule: messenger RNA, 3856 nt
Organism: Pseudopodoces humilis (Tibetan ground-tit)
Lineage: Eukaryota; Metazoa; Chordata; Aves; Passeriformes; Paridae
Gene: SLC20A2
Product: solute carrier family 20 member 2
Biological process (GO): phosphate ion transmembrane transport
Cellular component (GO): membrane
Molecular function (GO): phosphate transmembrane transporter activity
Source: RefSeq, a predicted model, not a curated record